AUGGGUAAGAAGAACACCAAGGGUGGUAAGAAAGGUAGAAGAGGUAAGAACGAUUCUGACGGUCCUAAGCGUGAGCUUAUCUACAAGGAAGAGGGCCAAGAAUAUGCGCAAAUCACUAAAAUGUUGGGUAAUGGUAGAGUAGAGGCAUCGUGUUUCGACGGUGAAAAAAGAAUGGCACACAUCAGAGGAAAACUCAGAAAGAGAGUGUGGAUGGGUCAAGGUGACAUCAUUUUGGUGUCUUUGAGAGACUUCCAAGACGACCAGUGUGAUGUUGUGCACAAGUACAAUUUGGAUGAAGCGCGUACGUUGAAAAGCCAGGGAGAAUUGCCUGAGAACGCCAAGAUCAACGAAACCGACAACUUUGGUUUCGAAUCCGACGAAGACGUCAACUUUGAAUUCGGUAAUGCCGACGACGACAGCGAAGACGAGGACGAGGAUGACCUUGACAUUGAUGACAUUUAG
Messenger RNA from Lachancea sp. 'fantastica', 462 nucleotides. The record is from the annotation of a GenBank genome assembly. Lineage: Eukaryota; Fungi; Ascomycota; Saccharomycetes; Saccharomycetales; Saccharomycetaceae.